AUGGAGAAAAAACAAGGAUCAGCUGCAAAAAUUAAAUCUAAAACUAAUGUAAAAGAUGAAAAAAUUACAGAUUUGGCGGCAAAAAUUGAUGAAACGGAUGAAAUGAAACUAAAAAUGUUAGCCGGCUUAGAUAAGCCAGACCCGGAAGAUUUAUUGUAUCCUCCGGAAUUAAACGCUCAUCUUAUCGAACAACUGAAGAUAAUGACUGGUGAAAAUAAUGAACUCCGAAAGUGCGUUUUUACAAAAGAUGAGGAAAUAAAACAUCUCAAUAAGACCGUAACAGACUUAAAUCAACGUAUUCGUGAUAUUAUAUCUGGGUCAGGUCCCGCAAUAUCCUCAAAAUCUGCAGGCGUUAUAAGUGCGAAAAUAACAGAGCUCUGUAAACAAAAUCGCCACCUAGUAGCAGAAGUAGAAGGCUAUAAAACAAAAAAUGCUGCCUUGGAAAGAAAAAUUAUCCAAAUGGAUUUAAUUAAUAAAGAGAAUGAAAAACUGGAAUCAUGUCAUUGUAAAGAUGAACCGUUUGAUCCAAGCCCUGACGAAGUAAAAGGAUUGAAUAAUAAACUUACUAUCAUUAACAAGAAGUUAUAUGAAAGUAAAAACAGAAAUCUGGAAUUAAAGAACGAGAUUCUUAUAGCCACAAAAAUAUUGCAACAGGAAUUGGGGGAUAAAUUCACAAGUAUCAAAGAUUUGCAGAAUGAUUUGGCCGGCUGGAAAGGAAGAGCGCAGCAAAUUGCAUUGUUGCAAGGAAGAAUCAACGUGUUGGAAGAAAAACUAAAUGGUAAACACAAGGACUUACUCGAAGCAAAGAGAAAUGAUCAGUCUGUUUUGUUACGAGACUUGGAAAUGAAGCGAAAGAAAGAAGUCGAUAAGGCUAUGAAAGAUCUUGAACUUUUAAAAGAGGAUAACGCUGAUUUAAAGAAAAAAUUAGACGGCGCUCGAUGCAGAAUAAGAAAUUUGGAAUGCGAUGCAACUACUUUACGACAAAAAAUGCAAACGUAUGCAGAAAAAAGUAGCCACGACGAUCUUCUCAUUCAAGAGCAAAGGAAUCAAAUCAAAAGUUUAGAAUCCUAUUAUCAAGAGAUAUUGAAAGAGAAUACGGUAAAGAUGAACAAAAUGCACGGUGAAAUAGUUGAAUACCAAAAGCUCAUAAAGAAUACUGAUGCUAAAAUCGAUGCAUUAAGGGAGCAAGCAACAGAAAAGGCGGCAAAGAUAGAUGAAUUGAGGGCUCAGUUAUUGAGAUAUGAGGAGUGUUCCUUGCAAAGUGUUUUCUUUACGCCCAUGAAGACAGCUACGGAUAACGAAAUUAAAAACCUGUCUGAUUUAAUAAUCACUUUGAAUGAAAGGAUAGAUGAUGAGAGGCAUAAAUAUGAAGUACUUGAUACAUCUAAUAGGAAAAUUAAAGAAAAGAAGAGAAGACUUGAAAGAAAAGUGACACUACUCGAAGAAGAAUUAAAAAAUCUAAAGGACUCAAAAAGACCCUCAAGGACUUCAAAGACGGCACUUCAAAAGGAGCAAACAUUCGAUAUCUAUCCAUCAACUGCUCCAUCAUUGACUAAGAAGCAAUCUUCUAUCGCAGCAAUUGCUUUAAAAGCUAGUGAAACCGUUUCCGACGAGUCACCCAGCGAAGGUUAUGAUUUACUCGAUAAAGACGAAUUAAAAUAUAAACUUGAACUGGCUGAAGAAAAAUUAAAAAUAAUGGAGGAUAAACUUAAAAUGACAGAGGAAGAAAAGCAUGAUGAUUACAUACACCUUAUUGAUAUGAUUCAAACGUCCAAGCAGUUGUUUAACGAAGCACUAACCGUUUUAAAGAGGGACAAGUGUCAAUGUAUGACCUAA
Messenger RNA from Leptosia nina, 1836 nucleotides. NCBI's taxonomy places the organism in Eukaryota, Metazoa, Arthropoda, Insecta, Lepidoptera, Pieridae. The record is from the annotation of a GenBank genome assembly.